UCAUCGAAGACACGAAGAAAGCACCCUAAAAGGCACGCGCACACCUCCCAAGUCAGCUCUUAUUCGACAGAUCUCCCCGCAGGAAGGCAAACUAGUUUGAAAACUAUCAUCAAUGCGGAGACGGAACAGGGUGUUGGCCUAAGGCACGGUUCGCUUUCCAAGGAUGUGAGAGUACCAAGACUGAUGCUCAGUCGGAACUCGGAACGCAGAUUUGCUUGACUCCUCUUGCAACCUUCCAGGAGCGUUGUGGUCGCCAAUAUCGCCAAUACAAUUCCAAGCACAAGCCUCGGUGAUUGAUGGAUUUCCAAGUACUGAUAACGACGGUCCUUCGAGACCGUUAUCAGCCUGUCAUGUUUGUGGCACGGGGCGAAUACCAAGAGGUCGAGGUGUAUAAGAUGCCUUGGAGAGGUUCAUCGUUUCCAGUCGCCUGGUUCUCGUCUUUGGCCUGCUCCUUGAAUUCUUCCUUUGAGUUCUAAACUUCUGUCUCUUCGGGUUUCCUUCCCCAUUCCCAUCUCCCACAGAGCCACCAGCACAAUGGGCGAGAUCGAUCAGAUCACCACUGAGACCCGGAGGCGUCGAGAUGAUUCCACAAGCACCCCAUCUACCGAGGCUCAGGCAACGGUGCCCGGGAUGGAGGAACACAUGAUGUCGACGGAGCCAGAAGUGAAGAAGACCUUUUGGCAGCGUGUGAAAGAGCCAGGUUCAGUAUGGCAAAUCAUCAUCGCUGCCCUUUCGGCCAUAGCCAUCGGUUUGAUCGUCACUACUCAAGUCGAGGAGGUGCACCCAGCUGCCAUUGCGCUGACUGCAAUUCCUGGUACUCUAUGGCUUCGUGCGCUCAGAGCUGUCGUUCUCCCUAUGAUUGUAACUGCUAUGAUCAUGGCAAUCCAACGCCUCCGCAAGAUGACCCAGAGCGGUGGAAAGGCUGGAAAACUCGCUCGCUGGACCAUCGGGUACUACGUUGUCACCACCAUCAUCGCCGUUGCUCAUUCCUGCAUUCUCGUUGGCCUCGUCUGGUCCAAAUUGAUGCAGCCUGUUAGCGGCGACCAGCUCAAGGUAGCCGACGAGGACAAGGAGGACAUCGAAGAGAGGAAAGAAUUCGCUAUUCACGACGUUGUCGUGGACAUGUUCGAAUCCCUCAUUCCCGCCAAUGUCGUCGACGCACUCGCCACCGACAGUUUGCUGGCAGUUCUCGUCACUGCCGUCGUUAUCGGAUACGUGAUCAAGCCGGGCGGUGCGCUUAUGCGUGCCGUUGAAGAGGUCGAGGCCAUGAUCAUGCGCAUAAUCACCAUUCUGAUCUACCUUGCACCUAUCGGUGUUUUCUUCUUGAUCAUGCCCAACCUCUUUCGACUCGACAUUGCCGAAAUUGGAUUGAAUCUUGGUAUCCUUAUCGGUGGAACCUUGACUGGCAUGGCCAUUCACCUAUUCAUCAUCAUUCCCAUCAUCUUCUUUGCCGUUGUCCGAAAGAACCCAUACGCUAUGUGGAUCAAGUGCAGCCCUGCUUGGAUUACUGCCUGGGGAACCGCCUCUUCGGCUGCCACGCUGCCCGUCACCAUUCGAUGCGUUCUCGAGCGCGGCGUACCUGUUACUGUCACCAAAUUCACAGUCCCUCUUGGAUGUUUGAUCAACAUGGACGGAACGGCCAUCUAUUUCCCCAUCGUCGUUGUCUUCAUGGCCGCCACGCAAGGCAUCACGCUCCGAGUGACCGACUACAUCAUUGUCGUCUUGCUCUCCACCCUCGCUUCCAUUGGAACCACACCCAUCCCUAGCUCUAGUUUGGUCUUGACCGUCAUGAUCGCCCAGAGUGUGGGCGUGCCAAUCACGGGUAUGUACGCGGUUGUUGUGGCUAUUGAUUGGUUCUUGGAUCGUUUCCGUACCGCUGUCAAUGUCAGUUGCGACACCUUCGCGGCCAUCAUCGUCACCAAGAUCACUGGUAUUGCAGAUGAAGACAAGGACAUGCAAUACACCGAGGAGUUGAGCGCUACCUCGGAUUCGUUGCGCGAGGCUCCAGGACGAGGCGAAGAGAAGGUUUAAGCUCCGU
Periconia digitata is the source of this 2038-nucleotide messenger RNA. Lineage: Eukaryota; Fungi; Ascomycota; Dothideomycetes; Pleosporales; Periconiaceae. The record is from the annotation of a GenBank genome assembly.